Molecule: messenger RNA, 969 nt
Organism: Tetrahymena thermophila SB210
Lineage: Eukaryota; Ciliophora; Oligohymenophorea; Hymenostomatida; Tetrahymenidae
Product: eukaryotic-type carbonate dehydratase
Exons: 2
Molecular function (GO): carbonate dehydratase activity; zinc ion binding
Source: RefSeq, a predicted model, not a curated record
AAAGGCAAUAUAAUUUCAACAGAAAAAUAGAAAAAUAGAGAAGUAGGUAUAACAAAUAUAAAAAUAUAAAUUAGGCAGAAAAUUAAAUUAUAAAUGGUUUUACAAAUUUUUGUUGUUCUUUUAAUACUUUGUCAAAUAGCUUAAGGAUAGAUAACAUACAAUUACAAAUCUGGAGGAUCUGAUUGGACAGGAACUUGUUCUACUGGUUAAAGUUAAUCUCCAAUUGAUAUUUCAAACAUUUAAGGAACAUGCGAUAAUAGUAUGACCAUAGAUGUCAGUUUGUAUAAUCAAAAUGUGUAAACCUCAGUUGUAAAAGAUUAAUCUGGUUUAUCCUCUGCAGGUGAUUUCGGUUCCUUAUAUGCAAAAGAUAUAAAUGGAAUAUUGGUAGGUUAUGAAGCCAACUAAAUAUAAGUCCAUAUUCCAUCAGAACAUUCAAUAGAUGGCAGUGGUUAUGAUAUUGAACUAUAAAUUUAUUUCUCUAUUAAAAAGGAGUUCUAAGCAACUUUAUCUGGUUAAACUCCAGCAGUUCUUAACAAUGCAGUUGUUAGUAUAUUUUAUACAAUUGAUUCUACUUAAUCGAGUAAUUUCUUUAACGUUUGGACUCCUUCAAGUAUUGGCACUAAUUUUAGUUUUAAUCCUGCUACUGUAUUUAAUGGCACAAUAGACUCUACUAAUCAAUAUUAUUCUUACUAAGGAUCAUUAACACAACCAGGUUGUGAUGAGAGUGUUAAUUGGUAUAUAUUCCCUCAAUCUUAGCCCAUCUCUUAGAUUUAAUAUAACGACAUAAAAAAGUAUAUACAAGGUGAUCUUACUUUUGCUGGCGGACACGGUAAUAACAGAAACAUUUAAAGUGUAAAUGGAAGAACUAUUAAACUUGGUAAUGUGCAAUGCGAAGAAUAGUUUAUCUAUUUCUUCUCCUUCUUUAUAUUGUACAUCUUUAUCAAUUAUUUUAUCUUCAAAUUACUUUGA